CAAAUAUCAAGUUCAUUAUUUAAUUUCUUGGAUUAGUUCAACACGUAAACUCAUCUAUAAAGUGAAGUCUAUGUCUCAUAAGUUUCUUAUCUCUUCAAUACAAUCUUAUUCAAGAAACAAAAACACCUUCCUCUAUCUUUUAUGGCAAUGAAGAGUCUCUCAUAUCUUGCAGUGCUCUCUCUCUUGGCUUUAACACUUCCAUUGGCCAUUGCUUCUGAUCCAAGCCAACUUCAAGACUUUUGUGUCAGCGCCAACACCUCAGCAAAUGGAAUUUUUGUUAAUGGAAAGUUCUGCAAGGAUCCGAAGCUCGUCACAGCAGAUGACUUCUUUUUCUCAGGGCUUCAAAAUGCAAGACCCGUAACUAGUCCAGUUGGGUCGACCGUGACAGCCGUCAAUGUUAACAACCUUCUCGGGUUAAACACUCUUGGAAUCUCCCUUGUUCGUAUUGACUAUGCGGUUAACGGACAAAACCCACCUCACACCCACCCACGUGCCACGGAGAUCUUGGUUGUCGAACAAGGAACACUUCUCGUAGGGUUUGUCACAUCAAACCCGGAUAAUCGCCUCUUCACUAAAGUUCUCAACGAGGGUGAUGUAUUUGUGUUUCCAGAGGGACUAAUCCAUUUCCAAGCAAACAUUGGCAAGGGACCAGCAGUUGCAUUCGCCGCUCUAAGCAGCCAAAACCCUGGUGUCAUCACUAUUGCCAACACCGUGUUUGGGGCUAACCCAGCCAUAGACCCAACUAUUCUUGCAAAGGCGUUCCAGUUGGACCCAAGGGUUGUUGUGGAUCUACAGACCAAGUUCAAGAAAUAAUAAUAUUGUGAUUUGAAUUGCUUUCCCUUUAUGUACUUGUGCAUGAAUAACAAUCUUGUAUUUCCGUUCAUCGUAUCAUCAUGACAUGAUGUCUUUCUUUGCUUUUACCUUGAUUCAAUUCUAAAUAAAGUAACAUUUGUAUUUUUCA
Arabidopsis lyrata subsp. lyrata is the source of this 961-nucleotide messenger RNA. Its product is annotated as germin-like protein subfamily 1 member 11. The coding region runs from base 142 to 813 and encodes 223 amino acids. Gene Ontology annotation, molecular function: manganese ion binding. The record is from RefSeq and is a predicted model, not a curated record. The transcript has 2 exons. Lineage: Eukaryota; Viridiplantae; Streptophyta; Magnoliopsida; Brassicales; Brassicaceae. Gene Ontology annotation, cellular component: cell wall.